Fundulus heteroclitus (mummichog) is the source of this 1630-nucleotide messenger RNA. Its product is annotated as G patch domain and ankyrin repeat-containing protein 1-like. Gene Ontology annotation, molecular function: protein binding; nucleic acid binding. Bases 254 to 1321 code for a protein of 355 amino acids. The transcript is spliced from 5 exons. NCBI's taxonomy places the organism in Eukaryota, Metazoa, Chordata, Actinopteri, Cyprinodontiformes, Fundulidae. The record is from RefSeq and is a predicted model, not a curated record.
CCCCCUGGAAACGCUGAGUUCUUCCGGAAAGUCAACUCUAGCUUCAAACACUAAUGUCUUAUGCUCCCAGUGUUUAAAAUGCUUGGCUAAGAUUGUCAAAUACUUUCCGAUAAUGUUGGUGGUUAUUAAGUAAUCAUCGUUUGCGUUGAUUUAAAACUAAGUUCGGGCUGCGGAUGGUGGCUAGUUUGCGAUUAGCUCGUCGCUAAAGAGGGUGGGCUUUUAACCGGGGCAGAUUAGAAAGUCGUCGCGUCCCAUGGCUGCUUUGGGGUUUAUCCCCGCCAGCGAGCAAGAUGCGUUUCGUUUCAGAUCGGAACAAACCUCCUCUGAAAAAAGCCCAAAGCUGAGCGGGGAGGAAGUCAGGAGGUUCUACGAAGACCUGGUGAAAGAGAAAAAAACGCGAGAGGACCAGUCAAGCGGGGCGACGGACAAGCGCGACCCUCACGGCGGGUUUUACAGAAGACCGAGGCGGAGAGUCCGGCGGCAGCACGCCGAGGCUGCGGUCCGAAGAGAGACGAGGGACGAACGAGAAGGCGACCAGAGACGGGAGGCGAGCAGCUCGGAGAGAAGUCAAGAGCUGCGGGGACUGCGGCUGCUGCGCUGCGCCCAUCAGGGAGACAUCCCAGGGCUCAAGGAGCUGAUUUCAAAGGGAGUGGACAUAAACUUUCAGGACUCGUACCUGUGGACAGCUGUGAUGUGUGCCAGCUGGUCCGGGCAGCCAGCCGCCGUCAGGCUGCUGCUGAGCCGCGGUGCAGCCUGGGUAGGAGUGGUCGACACGAGGGGCAGGGAUGCCCAAGACCUGGCGGUAGAAGCAGGACAUAAUGACGUCCUCCAUGAGUUGUUAAACUAUGGCAGAAGUCCACAGAGAGAGGCACCAACUAAAAGCAGCUUGCCCCAGCCUCAAUGGUGCGACGUGUGCCGCUGUGAGUACAGAAGCAGCCGCUCGUCCCAUCUUUCCUCUACUCUGCACCAGUUCAGCGUGAGCCAUCCUCAGCCAUCGCCUUACUACUGCCUCCCCCCAUCCAGCAACAGCUACAAGAUGAUGGUCCGCAGCGGCUGGAAACCAGGGACGGGCCUGGGGCCGGAGGCAGACGGCCCCAAACAGCCGGUGCCAACGGUGCUGAAGAGAGACCUGAAAGGGCUGGGAUUUGGACUGAUGAAAAGAGCCAAAGUCACUCACUUCCAAGCCGGGGAUCGCGAUGCCGUAAAACACCAACGGCAAGACAAGGAGAAGGGGCCGAAAGGGCAGAAGAAGGACGAGAUCAGGAGGAAAGAGCAGGAAGAUAAAAGCUGGGAAAGAGAUUUCCGUGCCUCGUUUUAUUAGUAGCGCAGGACCACGCUGUUCUGCUUGUGCUUCUGUUGGGACUCGUCUGAAUGUGUUUGUGAAGAAGGCCGCAGCAGUUUCUAUCGCUCUUUGACUUCACCUCAGAGUUGGCACGCUUAUGUUUGGAUGAACUUUGCCUGUGAUUAUAGGUUGUGCAAUCGUGCAUCAACGGUGCCAAAUGUUUUAUUCCCAUGGAACUCAUGUUUGCUCUCAGGUGGUUGCUGUUGACUUACUAAAACUGCCUCAAAAAGCAACAAUCGCUUGCUGUUAUUUAUUUAAUAAAAUGUCUAAGAAUAUUCUUAAGAAAAA